This is a messenger RNA of Gossypium arboreum, 1851 nucleotides long. RefSeq names its product general transcription factor IIH subunit 2. Bases 418 to 1659 code for a protein of 413 amino acids. Lineage: Eukaryota; Viridiplantae; Streptophyta; Magnoliopsida; Malvales; Malvaceae. Gene Ontology annotation, biological process: nucleotide-excision repair; DNA-templated transcription; regulation of transcription by RNA polymerase II. The transcript is spliced from 5 exons. Gene Ontology annotation, cellular component: transcription factor TFIIH core complex; transcription factor TFIIH holo complex. Gene Ontology annotation, molecular function: zinc ion binding. The record is from RefSeq and is a predicted model, not a curated record.
GCUUAUUUUAUCAACUCUCCCUAUCCCCAUCCAUUUUCCACAAUUUCAUAACAUUAUUUUCGGUUAAACAAAUUUACCCUAAAAUAAAAUUAUUUGUCUAGUUCAUUAGUCAAAGCUUAACAUUUUGGUCGUGGUUCGAGCACCGUGGCCGGCAUAGGUUUUUCUUUUCGUUUUUGGUUGGGAAAUCAGCAACAACAGUACUUUUAUUUUCUUCUUUUUCUAAAAAAGGAACCCUGAAUGUUUCAAGUUAUAUAACUUAUAAGUAGUAAAGAACAAGCAUUGACACUCUUUGUUCUGGUUUUAAUUCACUUCAGCUCCUAAUUUUCAAGUUUUCUGGAAAAUCCAGGACACUGCAGAUUGGUAGAACCUAACCUAAUCAAGUUGUACGAAGCUUUUGCAUUGUUGGUUUAAGGAAGAAUGAAUAAUGGAGCGGGAAGACGGAUCAAUGGUGGAGCGGAAGAGGAUGAUGAUGAAGAUGACGUGAAUGGGGAUCUUGAUGCGUGGGAGAGAACUUACACUGAUGAGAGGUCAUGGGAAUCUUUGCAAGAGGACGAAUCGGGGAUGCUUCGCCCCAUUGACAACCAGGCCCUUUAUCAUUCACAGUAUCGCCGGCGCCUUCGUUCCCUUUUGUCCACUGCUGCUCGGAUACAAAAGGGUCUCAUUCGUUAUCUAUACAUUGUUAUCGAUCUUUCUCGGGCAGCUUCAGAGAUGGAUUUCCGACCAAGUCGAAUUGCUGUCAUUGCAAAACAUGUUGAGACUUUCAUCCGGGAGUUCUUUUACCAGAAUCCUCUUAGUCAAGUUGGUAUUGUGACUAUAAAAGAUGGGGUUGCUCACUGCUUAACAGAUAUUGGUGGUAGUCCCGAGUCUCAUAUCAACGCUUUGAUGAAGAAGUUGGAAUGUUCAGGUGAUUCCUCCUUACAGAAUGCAUUGGAUCUUGUAGAUGGGUAUCUGAAUCAAAUUCCAUCAUAUGGUCAUCGUGAAGUUCUCAUAUUAUAUUCUGCUCUCAGUACUUGUGAUCCUGGAGAUAUAAUGGACACCAUUCAGAAAUGUAGGAAAUCUAAAAUAAGAUGUUCAGUUAUUGGCCUCGCUGCAGAAAUGUUUAUAUGCAAACAUCUUUGCCAGGAAACAGGAGGAACGUACUCUGUUGCACUGGAUGAGUCCCACUUUAAAGAGCUAAUAUUGGAACAUGCACCACCACCACCUGCCAUAGCGGAAUUUGCAGUUGCUAAUUUGAUCAAGAUGGGAUUCCCACAAAGAGCAGCUGAGGGUUCUAUAUCGAUUUGUUCGUGUCAUAAAGAAGCUAAGGUAGGUGCAGGUUACACUUGUCCAAGAUGCAAAGCCCGUGCAUGUGAGCUUCCUACUGAAUGCUGUGUCUGCGGGUUGACACUCGUGUCUUCACCCCAUUUGGCUAGAUCAUAUCAUCAUCUCUUUCCAAUAGCACCAUUUGACGAGGUGACCUCAUCUCAUUUAAACAAUCCAAACUGCAAACUGCAAAGAAAUUGUUUCGGGUGCCAACAAAGCCUCCUUGAUCCAGGAAACAAACCCGGGCCUGCCGUUGUGUGCCCGAAGUGCAAAUGGUACUUCUGCCUGGAUUGUGACAUUUACAUUCAUGAGAGUUUGCACAAUUGUCCCGGUUGUGACAGCUUGAGGCAUUCCUAGGCAGUCAUUAGAAAUGAAGACUAGGAAUUACUUUUGCUGUGGAAACUCAAGGAUGUCAUAUGCUACUUUCUAUGUCCAAAUUUUACAAGUUUGAGAGUCGGAUUUUAUUACUUUUGUGACAUAUCAUAUAGAUAACUUUGCUACAUGAUUUUCAUUUGCUGAAAAUUCUACAUUUCCCAUGUUUUAAUAGAA